GCUGUGAUUUCAAGCGCAAUGAAACUUUUGGUUUUAUCGUUUAUAUGUGUCGUCGUGCCUUGCGUGUUUGCACAGAUACCAGAUCAGAAUAGAUUGAAGUGUCGCUUAUGCAACAAUGCCAAUACAUUAAGAGACUGUUCCACGCUAACCAUUUGUGACAAUCGAACAGAGGAAUGCUAUAUGGAUGAAGUGAUUACCUCGACCUAUGAGAUUGUCUACAGAGGCGGAUGCCGUGCAAUAAGCCACUGUUCAGCUUCAUCGACGGCCAUUGGAAAACGACAGGGUGAAUUGAUCUCAUGCUCGGAAUGUUGCAAAAGUGAACAUGACUGCAAUACUAAGAUGUGCGGUUUAGACAGUAAGUAG
Molecule: messenger RNA, 363 nt
Organism: Mya arenaria
Lineage: Eukaryota; Metazoa; Mollusca; Bivalvia; Myida; Myidae
Exons: 6
Coding region: 19-363 (114 amino acids)
Source: RefSeq, a predicted model, not a curated record